AUGGAGGGCUGUGGGGCUGCAGUUGAUGCUGGUGCUGUGGGCCACCGCCCGACUAGGAGGAGGAGCCAGAAGCCGUACAAAGGCAUAAGGAUGCGCAAGUGGGGAAAGUGGGUUGCGGAAAUUAGAGAGCCUAAUAAAAGAUCAAGAAUCUGGUUGGGAUCUUACUCCACCGCUGAGGCGGCUGCUAAAGCCUAUGACACGGCGGUGUACUAUCUCCGUGGCCCCACCGCCAAACUCAACUUCCCUGAUGAAAUCUCUGCCGUAGAGCCAAAAGACCUCUCCGCAGCCGCUAUAAGGGAAAAGGCGGCGGAAGUCGGCGCCCGAGUUGAUGCACUCUAUACUAACAAUUUCUCUGCUGCUGGUAAAUUUGGACAAGAGGAGCAUGCAAACAAAUCCCUCAAACCUUCUUGGUUUCAAGAGAUUGUUGAUCUCAACAAGAAGCCCGAGCCCGAAGAUUCAGAUGUUGAUUAUUGGUGA
Fraxinus pennsylvanica is the source of this 477-nucleotide messenger RNA. NCBI's taxonomy places the organism in Eukaryota, Viridiplantae, Streptophyta, Magnoliopsida, Lamiales, Oleaceae. The record is from the annotation of a GenBank genome assembly.